Molecule: messenger RNA, 3136 nt
Organism: Ochotona curzoniae (black-lipped pika)
Lineage: Eukaryota; Metazoa; Chordata; Mammalia; Lagomorpha; Ochotonidae
Gene: SEZ6
Product: seizure related 6 homolog
Exons: 17
Coding region: 149-3136 (995 amino acids)
Biological process (GO): regulation of dendrite development; synapse maturation
Cellular component (GO): dendritic spine; dendritic shaft; neuronal cell body
Source: RefSeq, a predicted model, not a curated record
GUGGUGCUGAUCCCGUCAGGCGCUGGCGGCGGCGGCCCGGCUCCCUCUUCCCGACCGGCCCGGCUCUGCCCCGCUGCGCCCGCGCCCCGCAGGGCCUCCCGCCCUCCAGUCGCGGCCCCCCGCCCGGGGCGCGGCCGCCACCGGCACCAUGCGCCCCGCAGCCCUGCUGCUCCUGCCCUCGUUCCUGGCGCUCCUGGCUCACGGACUCUCCUCUCAGACCCCGAUUCUGGGGGAGGGGCAGGCUGCAGGCAUGGAGGAGGCAGAUGGGGAACUGACCGUGGCCCCUACACCGGAGCAGCCAGACCAUGGGGUCCACUUUGUCACCACGGCCCCAACCUUGAAGCUACUUAAUCACCACCCGCUGCUGGAGGAAUUCCUACAAGAUGGACUGGAGGGCCGGGAGGAGGAGCUGAGGCCUGCACUGCCCUUCCAGCCUGACCCACCUACACCCUUCACUCCCAGUCCCCUGCCCCGCCUGGCCAACCAGGACAACCGUCCUGUCUUCACCAGCCCCACCCCAGCUGUGGCUGCCGCUCCCACUCCACCACAGUCCAGGGAGGGACCCUGGGGCCUGGAAUCAGAACUCCCUGAGCUUCACCUCACGGCUCCCCUCCCACCAGGACCCAGCAUGGCAGUGCCCACAAUGGGCCCAGGAGCAAGACCCAAUACCACACCUCCCAGCCGAGCGUGGACCCCAACCCAAGAGGGUCCUGGAGAUAUGGGCAGGCCAUGGGCUCCAGAACCCGUGUCUCAGACCACGGGGCUCAGGACCAAGGGGAUAGUUGCCACAGCCACCACUUCAGGGGACGAUGAGGAGACCACCACCACCACCACCAUCGUCACCACCACCAUCACCACAGUCCAGCCGCCAGGCCCUUGUAACUGGAAUUUCUCAGGACCAGAGGGCUCUCUGGAUGCCCCCAGAUCCCCCAGUGCACCCCCUGGUGUCAGCCUGGACUGUUUCUAUUACAUCUCCGUCUACCCUGGCUAUGGCGUGGAAAUCAAGGUCCAGAACAUCAGCCUCCAGGAAGGGGAGACCCUAACCGUGGAGGGUCUGGGAGGGCCUGACCCACUACCCCUGGCCAACCAGUCUUUCCUGUUUCGAGGCCAAGUCAUCCGCAGCCCCACCCACCAAGCAGCCUUGAGGUUUCAGAGCCUCCCAUCACCUGCUGGGCCUGGUACCUUCCAUUUCCACUACCAAGCCUAUCUCCUGAGCUGCCGCUUUCCCCGACGGCCCUCUUAUGGGGAUGUGACAGUCACCAGUCUCCACCCAGGGGGCAGCGCCCGCUUUCACUGUGCGACCGGCUACCAGCUGAAGGGUGCCAGGUUCAUGACCUGUCUCAAUGCCACUCAGCCCUUCUGGGAUUCCCGGGAGCCUGUCUGCAUCGCUGCCUGUGGUGGAGUGAUCCGCAAUGCUACCACCGGCCGCAUCGUGUCUCCCGGCUUCCCCGGCAACUACAGCAACAAUCUCACCUGCCACUGGCUGCUGGAGGCUCCCGAGGGCCAGCGGCUACACCUGCACUUUGAGAAGGUGUCUCUGGCCGAGGAUGAUGACAGGCUCAUCAUUCGUAACGGAGACAACGUGGAAGCCCCGCCUGUGUAUGACUCCUACGAGGUGGAAUACCUGCCCAUUGAGGGCCUGCUCAGCUCUAACAGACACUUCUUUGUGGAGCUCAGUACUGACAGCAGUGGGGCAGCGGCAGGCAUGGCCCUGCGCUAUGAGGCCUUCCAGCAGGGCCAUUGCUAUGAGCCUUUUGUCAAAUACGGCAACUUCAGCAGCAGCGCACCCUCCUACCCCGUGGGCACCACUGUGGAGUUCAGUUGUGACCCUGGCUACACACUGGAGCAGGGCUCCAUCAUCAUCGAGUGCGUGGACCCCCAUGAUCCCCAGUGGAAUGAGACAGAGCCUGCCUGCCGAGCUGUGUGCAGCGGGGAGAUUACAGACUCAGCCGGUGUGGUACUCUCCCCCAACUGGCCAGAGCCCUAUGGCCGCGGGCAAGACUGCAUCUGGGGUGUGCAUGUGGAAGAGGACAAGCGCAUCAUGCUGGACAUCCGAGUGCUGCGCAUAGGUGCUGGCGAUGUUCUGACCUUCUAUGACGGGGAUGACCUGACAGCUCGGGUCCUGGGCCAGUACUCAGGGCCCCGGGGCCAUGUCAAGCUCUUUACUUCCAUGGCUGAUGUCACUAUUCAGUUCCAGUCGGACCCUGGGACCUCGGUCCUGGGCUACCAGCAGGGCUUUGUCAUCCACUUCUUUGAGGUGCCUCGCAACGACACGUGUCCGGAGCUGCCGGAGAUCCCCAAUGGCUGGAAGAGCACAUCACAGCCGGAGCUGGUACACGGCACUGUGGUCACUUACCAGUGCUACCCUGGCUACCAGGUGGUGGGACCCAGCGUCCUCAUGUGCCAGUGGGACCUGAGCUGGAGUGAGGAUCUGCCCUCGUGCCAGCGGGUGACUUCUUGCCAUGACCCUGGGGAUGUGGAGCACAGCCGACGCCUCGUGUCCGGCCCCAACUUUCCAGUGGGAGCCACCGUGCAGUACAUCUGUGACCAGGGUUUUGUGUUGACGGGUAGUGCCAUCCUCACCUGCCAUGACCGCCAGGCUGGCAGCCCCAAGUGGAGUGAUCGAGCCCCCAAAUGUCUCCUGGAACAGCUCAAGCCCUGCCAUGGGCUCAGUGCCCCCAAGAAUGGUGCCCGCAGUCCUGAGAAGCAUGCACACCCAGCAGGCUCCACCGUCCACUUUUCCUGUGCCCCUGGCUACGUGCUCCAGGGCCAGGCCAGCAUCAAGUGUGUGCCCGGACACCCCUCACACUGGAGUGACUCCCCACCCAUCUGUAGGGCUGUCUCUCUGGAUGGGUUCUACGGUGGCCGUAGCUUGGAUGUUGCCAAGGCCCCCACAGCCGCCAGCACCCUGGAUGCUGCCCACAUUGCUGCUGCUAUCUUCUUACCACUGGUGGCCAUGGUGCUGUUGGUGGGAGGUGUGUACCUCUACUUCUCCAGGCUCCAAGGAAAAAGCCCUCUGCAGCUUCCUGGAACACAUCCCUGCCCCCGCCCUUAUAGCCGCGUCACUGUGGAGUCAGCGUUUGACAAUCCGACCUAUGAAACUGGCGAGCUGAGAGAAUAUGAGGUCUCCAUCUAG